Daktulosphaira vitifoliae (grape phylloxera) is the source of this 4170-nucleotide messenger RNA. Its product is annotated as probable phosphorylase b kinase regulatory subunit alpha. Gene Ontology annotation, biological process: glycogen metabolic process. The record is from RefSeq and is a predicted model, not a curated record. Gene Ontology annotation, cellular component: phosphorylase kinase complex. The transcript has 24 exons. Gene Ontology annotation, molecular function: calmodulin binding. Lineage: Eukaryota; Metazoa; Arthropoda; Insecta; Hemiptera; Phylloxeridae. The coding region runs from base 411 to 3953 and encodes 1180 amino acids.
CACAAUUAGCUGUGCACGUGAGAUUGUAAUGUUUUUGGAGUCUUGCCCGUUAAUGUGAUAAAAAAAAAAUAAUCUGUAGUGUCGUCACACUACUUUCGUUGCUACUGGCAGAGGGAGAAGAAAAACGAAUAAUUCUGUGCACGAGAAAAAAAAAUAUAAAUAGAUGUAUUUGCUUAUGUAUAGUUUGAAACAUUUAAGUAGUAUUUAGAAUUGUUCUAAUGUCAUGAAUAUAAAUACUUAACACUUAUUGAUGUACACAUUUGAUUUAUUAAAUAAAUUGUUAUUUAAUUCUGAAGCUUAAUAUUUUAAAAACUUUGGAACGAUAAUUUACUCAAGACGAAUAAUACGAACUCCGCUGAAUUAACAUCAAUCAAUUUUCAAUUAAAUUGUCUCGUAUUGUUUCUAUCAAAAUGUCUAAGAUGAGGAAAAGAAGUGAUGCUAGCACUCGUUUGGAUUACUAUCAUAAAGUCGUACAAAACAUUAUAUUAUGCCAUCAAAAUCCUGUAACCGGUUUAUUUCCUGCUAGUCCUACAAAUUCAGAUGCAUGGAUUCGUGAUAAUGUUUAUACAGUUUUAGCUGUCUGGGGAUUAUCAAUGGCUUGUAAAAAAAUGGCUGACAUGGAUGAAGACCGAGCAAAAACUUAUGAGCUUGAACAGAGUUGUGUGAAAUUAAUGCGUGGAUUAUUAAUGGCUAUGAUGCAACAAAAAGAAAAAGUUGAAGAAUUUAAAGUAUCUCAGAACCCUUUACAUUCUUUACAUGCCAAGUAUAGUUCAGUAACAGGACAAACUGUUGUUGGAGAUAAUGAUUGGGGACACUUGCAAAUUGAUGCUGUUUCCUUAUACUUAUUAAUUUUAGCCCAAAUGACAGCAUCGGGUCUCCAGAUUGUAUUUAACUUGGAUGAAGUUUCGUUCAUACAAAAUUUAGUUUUUUACAUUGAGAGUGCAUACUGUGUGCCUGAUUAUGGUAUAUGGGAGCGUGGUGAUAAAUCAAAUCAUGGGCUUCCUGAAUUAAAUGCAAGUAGUAUUGGUAUGGCUAAAGCAGCCUUAGAAGCUAUGAAUGAUCUUGAUUUAUUUGGAGCCAGAGGAGGUCCUUCUUCUGUCAUACAUAUAUUGUCUGAUGAAGCACAAAAAUGUCAAGCAGUUUUACAAUCAAUGUUACCAAGAGAAUCUAACUCAAAAGAGUUAGAUAGUAGUUUACUCUCUGUCAUCAGUUUUCCAGCAUUUUCUGUUGAUGAUCCACAACUUAUUCAGCUAACAAGAAAUGAAAUUGUUACUAAACUUAUGGGUAAAUAUGGUUGUAAAAGGUUUUUAAGGGAUGGCCACAAAACUCCCCGUGAGGACCCUAACAGACUUCACUAUGAUCUCCACGAACUGAAAAUGUUUGAAAGAAUUGAAUGUGAAUGGCCACUUUUUUUUUGUUAUUUAAUAUUAGAUUAUUGUUUUCAAAAUGAUAUGGAAACAGCUAACUUUUAUGUUGAUGCUUUAGAAAAGGUUAUGAUUUCAUCUGAUGAUAAUAUAAAAUUGGUACCAGAACUUUAUGCAUUAGAAAAUGAGAACAUACUUGCAGAAUUUGAAAAUCCAGGAAGUCAAAAAAGGAUAGCUCUUGGAAGAUGUCCUUUUUUAUGGGCACAGUCCUUAUAUAUGUUAGGAAAAUUGCUGCAAGAUAAUUUUUUAGCUGUUGGUGAGCUGGACCCACUAAAUAGAAGAUUAUGUUUAGAAAAAAAACCCGAUGUUGUGGUCCAGGUUGUAGUUUUAGCUGAAGAUAACUCUAUCCGUGAUUUAUUGUUACAGCAUGAUUUAGCUGUUCAAACAAUUUCUGAUGUAUCUCCUAUUGAAGUUCAACCAUCAACUGUACUUAGUCAUUUAUACACUUACUUAGGUCGUAAUGAAAAACUUGGAUUAUCUGGUCGUAAAUCACAUGAUGUAGGUAUUCUUAGUACCAGUAAAUUAUAUGCUUUACAUGAUCGUAUAUUUGCAUUUACACCACAGAUUACAGAUCGUCAUCGUUACUAUAUAGCAUCAGAUAACAAUUUAAUGAUUGACUUAUUUAAAAAUGAAAUAAAUUUUUUAAAAUCCAACUGGCACAAUAUACUAGGCCGUCCAACUGUAGUCAUCAUACUUAAAAAGUUAAAUCUUGAUCAAGGAAAGAUACAGUUACCUAUGAUUACAACAAUUAAAAAGUUGAAAAGUGGUUACAUUAAUGGAACUAGAGUAACAUUAGGAAACCUCAAUGAUUUUUUAAGUACAUCUUGUAUUACCAAUUUGAGUUUCUUAGGAAGCCAAGAACUGGGAAUGCCUAAUAAACUUAACACCCAAGUUGAACAAUAUUUGGAUCAACAUAUAAUAAAGAAUCUUUCAAAUCAAUCUACACUGUUAACUCGUAAGCCAAGAAAUAAUCCUAAAAUUAAAAGAAAAAUGUCUGUCAAAGGAGCUAUUAAAAAAACUAGGUCCUUCAUGCUUGAUGCUGAAGAACGUCGUGUUCAAGUAACAGAAACACAAAUUGCUUCAAAAUUAUUAGAUAAAAGAAGUCCAACACCAGAAAAAAAGCCUGUUGUUAAUACUAAAAGAGAACAUCAUAGACUCCACAACCGUUUCAAAGGCAGUUCUGAGCUCUUAUAUGCUGAAGCAGAAUUGGAUAGUGUUUUAGCUAUGUUAAGUGACUCUGAUUUACUCGAAGAAAAAGGUGAUAUAUUACAGUACUUAGUAGAUACAUAUGGUUUGGAGUAUGAUACAGGUUUAAAAGAAGAUGAUAAACCAGUGUUAGUAAAAGAUUUAUUGAAAAUUCUUUAUGAAAAAGCAUGCCAACAAAAUUUGUGGGGUCUAGUUCGACAUACAGCUGGAAUGUUAGGAAAAAGAGUUGAAGAUCUUGCCAAAGCUCUCACAGAUUUAUUAGUUCGUCAAAAACAAGUAACUAUUGGCAUGCCUCCAUUCAAUGAGCACACAAUAUCUACUCCUUUGCCUGAAAACGAACUACGACAAGUUAUUCAUGAUGCAUAUGGAGAUGAUGAGAGUACAGCUAUGUUAACUCAAGAACUAUUGGUUUAUUUAGCCAUGUUUGUACGAACUGAGCCUCAACUAUUUUCUGAAAUGCUUAGACUCCGCGUAGGAUUGAUAAUUCAGGUGAUGGCUGGUGAGUUGUCUCGUACACUGAUAUGCUCCGGCGAGGAAGGAUCAGAACAUUUGUUUAAUUUAUCUCCAUUUGAAAUGAAAAAUCUUUUACAUCAUAUUAUGAGUGGAAAAGAAUUUAUACUAAGCAGUGUUGGUCGUGGAAAUUUUUCAGUUAUUAGUUAUAAAUCAAGUCAUGUAAGCAAGAAAAGUACAAUAGAAGGUUUAUUAUUAGUGGAUAAAUCAGAACCCAUCAAAGAUGAGCUUGAAGGUGAUAGACAAGGGCAAUGGUUGCGUAGAAGAAGAUUAGAUGGAGCAUUGAAUAGAGUUCCAGGAGAAUUUUAUAAACGUGUUUGGACAAUACUAGAAAAAUGUAAUGGAAUAGCAAUCGAUGGAAAAUUACUUGCUCAAAAUUUAACUCAGGAAAUGACAUCUGGUGAGUUAAAAUUUGCCCUGGCUGUAGAAACUGUUCUCAAUUGGAUUCCAUAUCCAGAAUACCGACAAUUAAUUGUGGAAACUUUGAUGAUUUUUACAUUGUACGCAGAACAUGAAAUUUCACCCAAGUCACGUGGAAUAAUAACGGUUGAAGAAUUUGUUCAUAGAGCAAAUGAUUUGUUUCUUCAAGAUCAAAUGAACAUUGAUGGGGAUGCUACAUUAUGUUGUGCAAAAUUUCCAAAAGAAUUGACUAGCACUGGUACUUUAUUAUGUGGCGGUGCAGCUUAUAUCUGUCAACAUUUUUAUGAUAGUGCCCCCAGUGGAAGUUAUGGGACAAUGUCUUAUAUAAUUAGAGCAAUUGCGUCUUUGUUGGAACCAUCAUUGAAAUCCAAUAUUGAUUGUUCUAUAUCAUAGUUAAUAUUAAUUUUUUCUUACAUACUUAUAUAAGUUAUUUAAUGAUUGAAUUAUUAUUUAUUAACUAUUGAUUUUAUCAUUAUUGUUUAGUUGUUACAUGUUUUAUAUAAUAAUUCAGUUUCGGAAUACAUAUAAAUAUAUAUUUUUACAUUACCAAUUCCAAAAAUAUAUUAUUAAAACAUGUAAUUUAUAAUUAAAGUAACUAUAAAUAAUGCGC